CAGACCCGCAGCUGCUCGCCCAGUUCUACUAUGCGGAUGAGGAGCUGAACCAGGUGGCGGCCGAGCUGGACAGCCUGGACGGGCGGAAGGACCCGCAGAGGUGCACGCUGCUGGUCAGCCAGUUCCGCUCCUGCCAGGACAACGUGCUGAACAUCAUUAACCAGAUCAUGGACGAGUGCAUCCCCCAGGGCCGAGCCCCGCGGGACUUCUGCGUCAAGUUCCCUGAGGAGAUUCGACACGACAACCUGGCCGGCCAGCUGUGGUUUGGUGCUGAGUGCCUGGCUGCCGGCUCCAUCAUCAUGAACCGGGAGCUGGAGAGCAUGGCCAUGCGGCCUCUGGCCAAGGAGCUGACCCGCAGCCUGGAGGACGUGCGGAGCACCCUGCGGGACCAGGCGCUGCGGGACCUCAACGCCUACACGGAGAAGAUGCGGGAGGCGCUGCGCCACUUUGACGUCCUGUUUGCCGAGUUUGAGCUGAGCUACGUCUCAGCCAUGGUGCCUGUGAAGUCCCCCCGGGAGUACUACGUGCAGCAGGAGGUCAUCGUCCUGUUCUGUGAGACUGUGGAGAGAGCCCUGGACUUCGGGUACUUGACUCAGGACAUGAUCGAUGACUACGAACCAGCCCUCAUGUUCACCAUCCCCAGGCUGGCCAUCGUGUGUGGCCUCGUGGUGUACGCGGACGGACCCCUGAACCUGGAACGCAGGGCGGAGGACAUGUCCGAGCUGUUCCGGCCCUUCCACACACUGCUACGUAAGAUCAGGGACUUGCUGCAAACCCUCACGGCCGAGGAGCUGCAUACGCUGGAGAGAAACCUCUGCAUAUCCCAGGACGUGGAGUUCCCCCUGCGACCCGACGCCCAGGUGCCCGCCCCGCUGGUGCCUGCAGAGCCCCUGCCCAGCAAGGCCAAGGACGCCGACGCUGACCUGGCCUGCUCCAUGCAGUAUGACGACCAGGAGCUGGAGCAGCUCAACCGCAUGGUGCACCGUGCGGGCGACGAGAUGUCCUCGCUCCUGUCCCCGCCCAGUGCCUGCCAGUCCCCAGCUCACAGGCCGGGGGUCGAGGGCAGCCCGCGAGGGGUGGCCUCACCGGCCAGGAUACGGCCGGAGCCGGGGGGCGACGACGAGGAGAGGGUGUUCUUCAUGGAUGACGUGGAGGGGGUGGCAGAAGCGCCCGGCAGGCCGGAGACCCCGGGUGGCCCUUUUGCGUGGGUGCCUGGCACCCGUGCCCACCCCCUGGACGGCGGGCAGGGAGGGACCCACGGGGAGGCAGUGCUCCGAGAGGUGUCCUCGGAAAAGGAUGAGGACGCGAGAAACAACAACACGGCGGAUGACCAGAGGCGGGCGGCCGGCCUCUCAGGCCCCAACUCCUGCAGCUGCCUGGACGCGCCGCGGGCCCUAGACGGCUGGGAGGCCGGUGCCCACGACGCCGAGGCGGCAGAGAUGAUCGCCCACCGCACGGGCGGCAUGAAGCUCUCAGCCACUGUCAUCUUCAACCCCAAGUCACCGUCUCCCUCGGACUCGGCCGUGGCCUCACCAGACGCUCCGGCCAGCGAGGUCUCACCACUGGGGCCUGCUGUGGACAAGGGGGACCCCAGUCCCAGAGAACUCAGCCCCGCCGCCACCAACUGCCUCAUUAACUCGUGCGUGUGCUGUGGGAGCUGCGGGGACAGCAGGGACGAGGCUGUGGAGCGCUUGCAGAAGUGUGGCCUGGAGAAUGUCAUUGACGCCGCCUCCACAGGCCUGGCCAAGGCUGGGGACAAGGGCCCCGAGCCAGGACUGGAGAAGGGCCUGGCCACCCCCGAGGGACCACCUGCAGGUGUCACAGCCUCUCCACUCCCAGAAGACGGCUCUGUGCCUGAUGGGCAGGAGCCCCAAGUCCCUUCCAGCCCCCAGGACCUGGUGAGCACCUCAGCAUCCCAGGUGGACCCGGGAGGCGAGCCGCCAGGUGAGGGUGACGUUGGAGGUGAGCUGGAGAACAAGGACAGGGCAGUCCGAGCUGGGGGUCCAGCUGCAGGAGAGGCUCCUUCCGCCGACAGUGGCAGCGAUGACUCCACGGAGACCCCCUGCUCCACAGACGAGGCCAGGCCCGAGGCGGCACCGCCAGCCCUGCCCGCUGCCCCUGCGGUCACCAGAGAGAAGAUCCGGUCCCGGUUCCACAGCAGCCGCGACCUCAUCCACCGCCUCUUCGUCUGCAUAUCAGGUGUGGCCGACCAGCUGCAGACCAACUACGCCAGUGACCUCAGGAGUAUCCUCAAGACGCUCUUUGAAGUCAUGGCCACCAAGCCAGAAACGGACAACAAGGAGAAACUGAAGAAAGGCACCCAGACGUUGCGGAGCACGGCGCUGGAGGACUGUGCCCUGUGCCAGGAAACACUGUCCUCCUCCGAGCUCACCGCCAAGGCCCGGGACGGCGACUUUGAAGACCCCCCUGAGUGGGUGCCAGAUGAGGCCUGUGGCCUGUGCACCACCUGCAAAGCCCCUUUCACCGUCAUCCGCCGGAAACACCACUGCCGGAGCUGCGGGAAGAUCUUCUGUUCGCGCUGCUCCUCGCACUCAGCGCCGCUGCCCCGCUACGGGCAGAUGAAGCCGGUGCGCGUGUGCACACACUGCUACAUGUUCCACGUCACGCCCUUCUACAGCGACAAGGCGGGCGUCUGA
Molecule: messenger RNA, 2657 nt
Organism: Elephantulus edwardii (Cape elephant shrew)
Lineage: Eukaryota; Metazoa; Chordata; Mammalia; Macroscelidea; Macroscelididae
Gene: ZFYVE28
Product: zinc finger, FYVE domain containing 28
Exons: 15
Coding region: 168-2657 (829 amino acids)
Biological process (GO): negative regulation of epidermal growth factor-activated receptor activity
Cellular component (GO): early endosome membrane
Molecular function (GO): metal ion binding
Source: RefSeq, a predicted model, not a curated record